AUGUCUUUCGCCGCGACGAAGUUCACAGCGGAAUCUCACACCGUAAGACGGGCUUUGGCGGAGAUCGUGCAAUUGAUGCAAAGCGGGCCCAGUAACGGAGCCAGUAUCCCCGUUAUAGGGGCAGCUGGAGUGAAGGAAACCAACGGCGACAAGCCGAAGCCGAGGAAAAUCAAAUCCCCGUACCCGUCGGCGCAGCAGAUCGACUUGAACGAGCCGAAGAUCGAAUCCUGGAAUCCGCGUAAAAACCGGUAUCUUCUGGCUCUGUGCGUGUAUGGGAGACUAUCCAAUCAGGAGCGAUGCUUGCGGAACUAUCUAAUCGCCGCGGCGCUUCUGCAGCGCACGCUGGUCAUUCCGAACGAGAGUUGCGGCGUAGCUUUCGCGACGUUCUGCUGGCGAUGGGACAAUAUCGUGGAUGUGCCUAGAAUGAGGGAGUGCCUCGCGCCAGCUUAUGGUAAUAACGAGACUGCUAUUACGGUGGAUGAGUACGUGGCGAUAGAGUUGGUGGCGUAUGCUGGGAUAGCGACGAGCAAGGGUAAUAUUCUCGCGGACUACGGCCGAGACAGGGACGCGUACCGAGAAGCGAUAUCCGCCGCAUUACCCGCUCUCCCGGAACAUGCGUCGCAAAUCUCCAUGGGCCACGGGCGGCUGUUCGUGCUGUUUCUGAUGGCAAAGGACGGCAUCGUAUUCUUCUGUCUGGGCUACGACCCGCUCACCAAGGACCAGGCGCGCGGGCUGCUGGGGCGCGUGCGCACGGCGUUCCUCUACUCCGCGCGCAAGUGCGACCUGCACUCGGGCGCGCCGCUGCCCGACGCGACGCGCGACAACAUCCGCAAGUCGUUCGCGUCGACCUUCCGCUCGCACAGAGGAAAGAUCGAGGAAGGCGCGCAGCCGCCGCCGCUGACGAUCUACCACGACGCGCCGUUCGCGUACCGGACCAAGUCGGAGGACUCGUUUCCCGCAGGUGAGAGUCAGGAUGGGGAGGAGAGCGACGAGGGGGAGGAGCGUGAGGAAGGGGGGUGGGAUGAUUACGAGAAUGAUGGUGAUGGUGGUGGUGGUGGUGGUGGGGAGGACAGUGCAGAGCUAAGGGGGGAGGAUGGUGGGGUUGAUCCUAACGAUUGUGACUAUAGGCGGUGUUCCGCAAACGGGGAAGCGGAAGGAAGGCCAACGGCCGGCACAGGAACAGGAACAGGGUCAAGACGCAGAUCAAACGGCCAGGAUCAACAGACGAGAGAGCAGCAGCAAGCAGCAGGGGGGAGCGAUGCUGAGGGCAGGAACAGCAGGGACGGCAAGGACGACAGGGACGGCAGGGAGAAUGAUGAUGAUGAUGACUCAGGAUGGAUUGAUGGUGCUACCCUGGUGACGGGGCAAGCGCUGAAGGGUGCCACGUGGCAGCGUCUCCCCGCGUCGGAUCCGGGAAUCGGGCGGGGAAGAGGCAGGCGGAAAGGAGGAGGUACUGGGCGGAACAGUGUCGAGGGGAGCGGGGGGAGGGGGAGUGCGGGCAGUCGUCUCACGCCGAGACAGAGGCUCCUGCAGGAGGUGGGGGAGGUGCUGGUGGGAGUGGGGGCAGAUGUGUCAGGGUGCGCCGUUGACCCCUGCUUUGACCUCGGUCAACCCAUCCGGCCGGUAGGCCCGUCCCUUGACCUGGGUCAACCCGUUAGACCAGCAGAUAGAAGCAACCGGUCGGCCAAGGCAAAUGCCGUUGAUAGCAGCAGGGACGGCAGUGGAGGAGGAGGAGGAGGAGCAGAGCUGCAAUCUCGGCCUACUGCAGUCGAACAGUCCCCAGUUGCACCUGCCCGCCCCUCACCGGGAUACCCCCCCCGAGGCUCCUCCACCCCCCCCAUCGCGCCCUCCUUCGGCUCCCCUGCUGCCCUUCGCGGCUCAGGCUCGGGGAAGCGGCUGUCGAUCAAUGAGAGGCCGACAGCUGGCAUCGCGGGCAGCAGCGGCAGCGGGUGGAACAUGAGCGUGACGUUACCCCCCCAGGCCCUCGCCCAGCUCGCAGCCGCCAUGCAAGAAGGGGAGGACGAGGACGGGGGGAAGGGGGCGUUGCGGGAAGGGCAUGGGGGGGGAGGAGAUGGGAAUGGGGGUGGGGAGGAGGGAGGGGGUCCUGGGGUGGGGUUUGGGCGGAGGAGUGUAUCGGCUGCAGUGGCUGCGGCGAAGAGGGGGGAGCGCGCGUUUGUGCACAGCCAUAGCUGGAACGUGCGAUCCAGUGGGUUGGACGAAGGGGAGGAGGGGGAGGAGGGCGACCGAGGAAGUGGCGGAGGAGGGGGUGGAGAGGGGUGGGAAGCGGUGCAAGGGAGAAGGACGAUGAGCAGUCAAGGCAGGAAGGGUGCGGUUUCUGGCGUUUCUCCUGGCAUGUCACCUGGCAUGUCUCCUGGCAUGUCUCCUUCUGGUGCCAUCACGCCGUCUCGGCUGUCCCGAUUGGGCUCCUCUGCUUCUCCUUCCGCUGCCACUGCUGCGGUUUCCUCGCAUUCCUUUCCGGAUAUGGAGGGCUCGUAUAGUCACGCUUCACGAAACAACUCUUAUAGUCACACCCCAGUGGAUGGGCCACACAGGAGCAGCCCUCUGCGGGAUUCGAACCUCCCCCCACGGUCGAGCCCUCUGGCUCGAGAGCUCGCGGAUUUGGAGAAGGAAAGCGGGUCAGUACAGUCUGUCCCCGUUAUAAGCUCAUCUUCUCCAGACAGAGUUGCUUUUCCGGAUUUGGCACCUGCAAGCACCAGACGUAGCAGCCUAGCGCAAGAGAUCGAGGAGCUUGAGGGAGCGGGCGCAGCUCCAGAGCAAGGCAGCAGCAACAGCAACACUACUGCUCUUGGUGCUGCUGGUAGGAUCGCUGGUGGUAACCCUAGUGCUCCUGGUUACUCUCCUGGUUACCCGCGCGGCGACAGUGGCAGAAGCGGCAGUGCCAGCAGCAGCCGCAGGUUUCUCGGUGCUGGUAGCGGUGGGGACAUAGCCACUGGUGUAGCCACUGGUGGGGACAUAGCAGUUUUUGAGGCGCCUCAGAAAUGGACUCUACCAGCAAGCACCAGCUCCGAAUGGAAACCCGGGCCUGGGAGUGACAGCGGUCUUCCGGCUGCUGGGUACGGUGGUAACCGCGUAACUGACCGGUUUGGCGCAUCUGCGAGUAUUGUGUCCGAGCCGUCUGCGUCGCCUCGUUCUCCUGCGAGUUCUGUUGCCGUUCCUGUCCUCCGCCGAACCUUCACGGACUGCGACCGGCUUGCUGCGGCAGGAGGUUUGGGAGGAGGUGCGGAAGCAGCAGCAGCUGGCGGUGCAGAUUCAACCGUCGCCAUGGCGUCCCGACUCGCGAUUCUUGUUGCCGUUCUGGCAAUGGCGGCUGCAAGCUCAGCUACAAAGCCAGCUACAAAGCCAGCUGGAAAGCCGUAUCCGGACUAUCUCAAGGGCCUCUGUACCAAGGGCGGCUGCGAUUAUAAUUCCGGCUCGUUCGACUACUGGACGAUCCCCGAGUACGGCGCGUGCGUGAACUCUCCGCCCUCGUCCUCGUCGCCCUACUGUGCGGCAGGCAGCAUUCACGCCAAGGCGUGCUGCAACAAAUGCUCCAACACCACUGGCACCAACUCCUUCAACUGCCGCUACUGGGUCCACAUUCCAUCCUCCGGCGCCAGCUCAGACGCGUGCUCCGGAAAGCCGUGCGGCAAGUGCAUUCUGCUCCCCGCAAUCGACGGCAUCGAGCCCAGCGGAACUCCAUCGCUUAGAGAGCGAAACUCAGGUUUCGCGAACUGGUCGCGGGACAUGGAUCGCACAGCUCGCCUGCUUCUGUCGCUCGUCGCCCUUCUCGUCGCUUCCGCUCACGCGCCACGUGUGCGCGGCGCCAGCGAUUUGACCAACGCCGACUCGCUCCCCCUUUGGCUGCACCACGCGAGAUUCCAUGAACAGCUGGACGUCCCCGUUGCCACGUCAGCAUCGGACCCGUUCUCGGACUCGCCUGCCACGUCAGCGUCGUACUCGCCCCAUCUCACCACGGUAGCUUCCGUUGCUCCAAAGGAAGCUUCGUCAGAUGCCGCCUUGCGACUAAAGCAGCAGCAAGAGGAUUUCCGAAUAAUGACUGGCGGGGGCAGUGAAAGCAGAGGGGGCAGUGAAAGCAGAGGGGGCAGUGAAAGCAAUGGGGGCAGUGGGCGCAGCAGCAGCAGUGACGGCAGGAGGAGCUACAGUAACCAAGUGUACACUGUAUACAUGAGAGGGUUACCACCCGUUGUCAGUUACACCGGCGGCGUUCCCGGCUUUGAAGCCACUGCCACUGCCGCCGCCGCCGCCGACGCCGAUGCUGACGUGGCAGCAGUGGGGACCACAGAACAAAAUCCCACACCAAUCCCCCCCAGGCCUGAUCCUAAAGCAUCCCACGUGCUAGCAUACACGCAGCAACUCGCCUCCCUCCAUUCCCACACCAUUGCCAGCAUCGGCCUCCCCCCUUCCGACCUUCUUUACUCCUACACUUACUUAAGUAACGCGUUUUGCGUCUCACUCACUCCCUCUCAGCUGCAUCGGCUUAAGCGACAUCCAGCCGUCGAUAGAAUUGAACGGUCGAGAUCUCUCGCUCCCCUCACUACAAUAACACCCGCCUUUCUCAACCUCUCUUCUGCGGUCUGGAAAGGUCUCGGCGGGGCGAACCGGGCGGGGGAAAACGUGAUCAUAGGCGUGGUGGACUCAGGUAUUUGGCCGGAGCACCCCGCGUUUUCCGGGCGGGGAUACACCCGCCCGAAAAAGACCUGGCGGGGCAAAUGCGCGGCGACCAAAGACUUUAAAGCCACUUCCUGCAACAACAAAAUCGUCGCCGCGCAAUUCUUUUCUGCUGCUUACCUCAAGGCAAACAAGGGGUAUCCCAAGGGGGAAUACGCCUCCCCUAGAGACAGCACAGGGCACGGCACUUGGUGUGCCGGCGCUGCGGCCAGCAACAGCAAUAUACCGGUUAGAAUGAGCCCGCGGAGCCGCGUGAUUGGCCGGAUGAGCGGCACGGCGCCUCGGGCGAGAAUAGCGGUGUACAAGGCAGUGUGGGGUGGGGAGAGCAGCGUGGGGGAUGUGAUGGCUGCUGUUGAGCAGGCGGUACGGGACGGCGUUGAUAUUCUGCUGCUGCCCAUCGGGAGUACUGAUGAUGAUUACUUCAACUCUGCCUUCCUGCUCAGGGCUGUUCAGGCGGGCGUGUUUGUGGUGGCAGCAGCAGGGAAUGAAGGCAUGGCACCCGGAGUAAAGCAGCAGCGCACACUUGCUAACGUCUCUCCCUACAUCUUCACUGUUGCUGCCAGUGGUACUUCGAGAAAGUGGGAGGCAAAGCUAACGCUUGGCAACGGGAAGCGCAACGUUCCAAGGGAGUGGCAGGCCAAGGUCACCCUGGGCAACGGGAAGUGGUACACGGGUAUCACACUGCAAGGGGGGGACCUCAGAACCACCACCAACCUCCCUCUUGUGGACGCUAAGCAUGCUGGCACUGCCAAGGCAGAAACUCAGGAGGCGGAGCAGUGCCGCAUGGGCAUGCUCGACCCAGCCAAGGUGAUGGGAGCCGCCGUGCUGUGCUGGCACGGCAGUGUGUCAUUGGAGGAAAAAGCGCUGGCGGUGCAGACGGCGGGUGGCAAGGCGGUGCUGCUGGUGGUGCAGAGCCCGCGGCAGUACGUGCGGUCCGUGACCGGGACAUUCCCAGGGGUGACUUUUGGCAUGACCAUAUCUCAAGCCAUCAAGGACUAUCUCAAGAGCGCCACCAAGCCGACGGUUUCUAUAUCCCCCAUCCUCUACACCCUCCCCAAGGGCACGCUCGCGCCAGUGAUGGCCUACUUUUCCUCCUCGGGUCCGCCUCUCGACCCCUGGGUGUCCACCCCCAAGAACCCCACCGUCACCAACGCCAUCCUCAAGCCCGACAUCACCGCCCCCGGCCUCGCGCUCCUCUCUUCCACCAACACCGGUAACGCCGCUUCCCCCGGUUUCAAGCUCAACAGCGGCACCUCUGCUGCGGCUUCUGUCGCUGCGGGUGUUGCGGCGCUGCUGAUUCAGAAGUACCCCCGGUGGACUCCGGGAAUGGUGAAAUCGGCUAUGAUGACGACUGCUUCGGUGAAGGACAUGUGGGGGAAGGGGAUUCGCUCGUGGGAUUGGACGUAUGCGUCCCCCUGGCAAUUCGGCUCAGGGCAUAUUACCCCUUCGAAAUCGUUAAAUCCGGGUCUAGUUUACGACGUGCGGGCGACAAACUACAUUAAUUUCCUCGCGGGAUUGGACGAGAAAAAGGCCGAGGCGGCUUUUCCGGCAGCGGCGCUGUCUCCUAUCGAGACGUACGAUCUGAACCAGCCGAAUAUCGCGAUAGGCAGGAUGAAAAAGACGCUCAACGUGACGCGGUGGGUCACGAACGUGGAGUAUAAAACGUCCACGUAUAAACUCUACCUGGUGAAGCCCGACGGGGUGAGCGUGUCGGUGAGUCCGUCGAAGCUGACUUUAAGGCCCGGGCAGCGGGCGGCGUAUAACGUGACGAUUAUUCCCAAGGCGGUUCAGAAGAACUUCACGUUUGGGAGCAUCACGUGGAAGGACGGCGUGCAUGAGGUGCGGAGCGUGCUGGCCGUGCAACCGAUUGAGAUCAAAUCCAAGUGA
Messenger RNA from Closterium sp. Yama58-4, 6576 nucleotides. NCBI's taxonomy places the organism in Eukaryota, Viridiplantae, Streptophyta, Zygnematophyceae, Desmidiales, Closteriaceae. The record is from the annotation of a GenBank genome assembly.